This is a messenger RNA of Pseudoliparis swirei, 1293 nucleotides long. RefSeq names its product potassium-transporting ATPase subunit beta-like. The transcript has 7 exons. Bases 229 to 1104 code for a protein of 291 amino acids. Gene Ontology annotation, biological process: intracellular sodium ion homeostasis; intracellular potassium ion homeostasis; potassium ion import across plasma membrane. The record is from RefSeq and is a predicted model, not a curated record. Gene Ontology annotation, cellular component: sodium:potassium-exchanging ATPase complex. Gene Ontology annotation, molecular function: ATPase activator activity. Lineage: Eukaryota; Metazoa; Chordata; Actinopteri; Perciformes; Liparidae.
CGUUCAUCACACUCUGGAGCGACGUCCAGGGAGCUUUAGCUUAAAUGACUGGAGGAGAGAGUGAGACAGGGGCCAAGACAUAAGCUCACGACUGAAAGGGCCUCCAAUUAUUUGGGGAGGGACUGGAAGGAGAGAGGAGAAACAAAUAUUAGGGUUUCACUUUCCAGUGAGGGGGAGAGGAAGAGAAGUAAAAGGUGAAGUUGAGUGAAGGGAAGAAAAGGUCUCACCAUGGCCACCUUGAAGGAGAAGAGGACGUGUGGGCAAAAAUGUGAAGACUUCGGUCGUUUCCUCUGGAACUCUGACGAGGGGACGUUCAUGGGGAGAACACCAGAGAAAUGGGUGUACAUCAGUCUGUAUUAUGCCGCCUUCUACGUGGUGAUGACGGCCCUCUUUUCUCUGGCCAUCUGGACGCUCAUGUACACUUUGGAUCCGUACGCUCCGGACUACCAAGAUCGGUUAAAAUCUCCGGGGGUCAUGGUGUGGCCGGACACCUACGGGGAGGAAAUUGUUGAAAUCACCUACAACACAUCAGACAAGGCCAGCUGGAUGAAAAUGAGGAACAUCAUGGAUGAGUUCCUGAAGCCUUACAAUGACACCAAGCAGCUUGAAUGUAACACGUAUAACUGCACAAAGGGAAAGUACUUCAUCCAGAACACCUUCUCUGCCCCGAACCACACCAAGUGGGCGUGUCCCUUCACGCAAAGCAUGCUGGGAGCCUGCUCAGGACUUGAGGACCCGACCUUUGGCUACAACUGCACCAUGCCUUGUGUCAUCAUCAAGAUGAACAGGAUCAUCAACUUUUUGCCCACUAACCACACCAAGUCUCCACCUUAUGUCAAAUGCACUGUCCUGGACGGACACGACAAUGUGGACAAUAUCGAGUAUUUCCCUACAAAUGGAACUAUGGAUUUAUCUUACUUCCCAUUCUAUGGAAAUUUGGCACAGCCUACCUAUGUCAACCCGCUGGUGGCUGUUCGGUUCAACCUGAUCAAAGAGAAGCACGCCAAGAUCCAGUGCAGAGUGGUCUCCAAACAGAUCAGCUAUGAAAACUUCCACGACCCCUACGAGGGAAAAGUCACCUUCACACUCAAAGCUCUGAAAUGAGAAGAUACUCCGAUAUCCCAUAAUCACACAACUCCAACCAUUUAAUCACCUUUAUUCCAUAGGUUAGGCCCACUUGUGAAUGUCUCUCAUGCUUUGCUGUUUGAUUCAUGACCUUCUUUGACAUCUGAAUUUUGUACCUAUGACAUAGCAAAUAAAAUCUUAAUUUGUGGUUAUGUAACCUGACUCACA